AAAUAUGCCGCAAUCUUCGGAGGAAUUAUUGUCACCACAAGAUAUUCUUGCUGAUGUUCGAAGAUUUAUUUCCGGAGCAGCUAGACCGUCACAUUCAACAAAUACUUUAGAAUUAACAAGAACUGGUUUAUCUUUAUUAAAAAAUGUCCCGGCAGCAAGGGAAGCUGUUUUGGAAUAUUUAUGUAAUGUAUUUUCCGUGGCGGUUAAUAAACAUGUCAGACAAAUUGAGAAUAAUCAAUGCUUACCGAUACCGGAGGAAAAUACAAUCGUGGAAAUUCAUACAGUUUUAAGCAGUUUUAUUAGUACUAAUCCCGAAGCCUGGGCUCCAAUAAUUUCAGCCUGGACCUUAGAUUUAUUAGGUAAAUUAUCCUCGGACUAUGCGAAUCGUGGCAAUUUAAAGGAGAAAACAUCGGGUAUCAAUGACUUUUUGCAUCAAUGGAUGUCUUGUAGAACGACGAGAACACUCAUUGAUAUAACAGCACAAUGCCUUCAGUGUCUUAUGUUUUCGGACACGGAAUCUUGCAUUAAUGCCUUACUUAAUACGAGUGUUUUACACAGUCCGCAUUUUGAUUGGGUUGUUGCACAUGUGGGAAGUUGUUUUCCCAAUACAGUAAUAACACGAGUUUUAACAUGUGGUCUCAAAGAUUUUUGCGCCAAUGUCAACAAUCCAAAAUUAAAUUCAGUCGUUGGAAUUCUCGGUCAUUUGGCUGGCAGUCAUUUUUUGGAUAUACGAACGGCUCUUCUUGAUUUAUUCAAAUGGAGUCUGGACGAAAAUGCAAAUAUGGACAGUGAAUCGAGAAUCCAUAAGUUGGCGACAGUUCCUUUUCUCCUGAAUUUAGCGAAACUCUCUCCAAUGUUAUUGAAGGCAUUAACAACCGACGUGUUACAAAUUUUGAGACCAGACGUGAUUCCUCGUCUAGCAUUAUUUGCAAACGAAUGGUGUCGAUAUUUCAGCAACAGUCCCGAAGUUUUAAUAGACAUAACAGUUGAAUUAGCAUUGGGCUGUGAACAAGGAGCUGUACAAAUAAUAAAUAUGUUACUUGACACAAGUUUAAAUAAUAGUAAUGUCGGCUAUCACAGUGUGAAUGCAGCGCAAAGUGUCAAGAGUGUGUGUCGUGAAAUUUUGGAAUUAAUCCUGGAGAAAAUUGAUUUUCGAAUAAGAUCCUUGAAUCCAAAUCAAGUUUACAAUAUUCCAUUGUUAAAUUCAAUUAAACAAGAUUUAACAUCAGUGACACCACUUCUUUUACAUUCGAAUCCAUUGAAAGUUCAAACAGCCGUUCGUUUAUUGUCAUUACUUGGGACACAGUGUCCUAAUGUUUUAAUAUUGUCAGCUACAUUUAUGCUAAAACAGGCUGAUACUAAUUUCCAUUUGGCAGCGCUUAUUCGAUUGAUUUCAAAUAAUGCCGUUGGAUUUGCUGCAAAAAAAUCUGACGUUGAAAAUACUCUUCUAAGUCAUGGAUAUUUUACUCAAGUUCUCGAACAUUCUAUUCGGGAGAUUCAAUAUACGAGCGGUGGCACGAGGGAAAUUCAACAAUUGUUCAAAAAUUUGACUAUUCUUUUGAGGUGGGAGAAUUCGAAUAAAGUUUCAUGCCUACGAUUUCGAAUGAUAACGAACGCAUUAAGAGCGAAUUUACAGCAAAUUUCAUCUCUUUUAUUAAAAACGGACGAUUUUUCACUGGCGAAUGAUAUUGCUUGCAUGUUAGAUUGUUUAACUCCUUUUGAAAAUGAUCAUUAUCUUCCAAGCGUGGAAUUGACGUUAAAGUUGACAAGAGCAAUUAUUCGCUAUUUUUUCCUCUGUAUUGCGGAAGACGAUGUUAUCAUAAAGCAACGUGGUGUCAAAGUAGUUUGUCGUUUAUUGAGACUCUUGACAAAUUAUUCAGCGUGUUCAAGAACUCUCGCACUUCGAGAAUUAUUGGCCUUCUCGCUAUUUAAUGGACCCGCAAAAUAUUUUGGAGCACGAGAAAAAUUCGAAUUUCGAGUCGAGGAGACUUUUCUUUUGCAGCAAAAUCAUAAACAGGGGACGAGCGCAAUGUUAGCACAAAGACACUCCUCGGUAUUUCACGCGGGCGUUAUUGGACAAGGUCCAAGAAAACCUCCACCUGAAAAUAAUAUCGAUAAGGAAAUUAUUACAUUAAACAGUACAUUGCUUAUGGAUGUGAUAAAGGCAUGUUGCAGUAAUCACGAUCCAAACAAUAGAAGAUAUCCAGUUAAUUCCGAUACUUUAACAAUGGUCAGUCUCUUAUUAGUUGAAUUAGUCUCUCCCGAUGUGAUGUACAAUGGACUCCCUUGGCCUGACGAAGAAUUUACCAAGGUGACAGUGGAAAGAGAUUUGCAAAUUAGACGAACCUUCAAGGAAGUUCCCAUUCUUUGGACUUUACUGGCACUAACCGCCUGGUAUCGUCCUGCCUUGGCCUAUUGUUCCGUAUUACUUAGGGCAAUUUCUGCAACGAUAAUUGCCAAUUGGAAUGCAGCAGAAGGUGCGUCAUUAUCAAACGUAAUGGCACUUGGACAAUUACUUCCUCCUCCGCUUGCCAGCAUAAGAGACAUUCUUCCAGUUCUCGAAUCACAACAGAUAAACACAAUAAUGCGAGAGUGCAUCUGGGCGUACAUGCACGAGAAUGUUCCUUCACCGGCACUAUUUACAAGAUGCGAAGGUGCAACUGUUGCUUGGCGAGACCCAGACAGUUCGAUACCCAGUAUUCGUUACACCGAAACAUUGCGAUUAAUUUUAAUAGCAAAUAUCCAUAAACUUGGCCCUCUUUACUCGACACUUUUCUACAAUGAACACAAAUAAUUACCGACAAUGAAUAAUUCUUUGAUUUAAAAUCAACUUAUAUCAUUGUAAUUUAUAAUUACACUGUAAAAAGACAAUUAGCAAUUAAUAUUUUUAUAUAUAUUAACAUUAAAUUUUUCCAAGCUCUUUAUUCGAGUGAAAAUUA
This is a messenger RNA of Leptopilina heterotoma, 2939 nucleotides long. RefSeq names its product integrator complex subunit 5 (gene omd). Lineage: Eukaryota; Metazoa; Arthropoda; Insecta; Hymenoptera; Figitidae. The transcript has 11 exons. Bases 5 to 2794 code for a protein of 929 amino acids. Gene Ontology annotation, biological process: snRNA 3'-end processing. Gene Ontology annotation, cellular component: integrator complex. The record is from RefSeq and is a predicted model, not a curated record.